Molecule: messenger RNA, 279 nt
Organism: Parasteatoda tepidariorum (common house spider)
Lineage: Eukaryota; Metazoa; Arthropoda; Arachnida; Araneae; Theridiidae
Source: RefSeq, a predicted model, not a curated record
UGGGAUAUGUUAAUCAGAUGCAAGCUCUUUAUCAGCAACCUUCUUUACGCAAAAAGCUUCAGAUCAGUUUAGUUCGAUUGGAUGUUAUGAAGAAACAACCAAGUGAUCUUCCGCAUAAAGAUGGAGAGAGAGAUCAGUUACUAGAUUCCUUUUGUAAUUAUCAAGCUAAAAAGAAUCCAGAUUCCGAUAAUGAUCCAAAUCAUUGGGACUUAGCUCUUUAUGUAUCUGGGUUAAAUUUUUUCUCAAUGGAAAAAGGGAAAAAGAAUGGCAUAACAAUGG